UUGCAUUUGUAUUUGGAAAGCACAAGAGGAACAAGCAUAUUUAUCUUGAAGGAGAAGAGGUGUUGGCGCGAUGUGGGUGUUUAUGGUGAAUUUUGUCGCCGUGUGUGAGUUUUAUACACUCUAUGGUUUGGACAUGGCGUGUCAUGAUGAGUGUGUGAAUGAAAAAGGAGUGACGAUAUAAAAGGCAUCACAUUAGUGGGAGACAGGGGAUGGAUGGAGGAAGAUAGAGACACGGCAGAAGAACGGACGGAGCUCGGCAAAGGGGUUUGAGAAGAGAGGAACAUCAAAAUUAAAGCGCUCUCAACUAUUUUUGCAAAUAUUUGUAUUCCUAUUUAGUUAGGUGAAGAAUUAUAGGCCUCUUGGAGAAAUAGUCUAACAAAUCAGUCGGGACGAAUUUAAAAUUACGUCUUGUAGGCUAUUUUUCGAAAAGAUCAUUAAACAAUGAGUUCACCGUAGUUAAACUCAAACGGGGGAUAUGGCGAAUUUAGAGUUCGGAUCUCAGCAGUCAUGUUCCGGCGGCGAUUCUCCAGCGAUGGAAUUCGAGAAGGAUAAAGAUUCUGGACAUCACGGUCGGUGCAAAACCGGCUCUUCACCGCUGCAAACUCAGCUCUCACAACAGGGUAUGGAGGGAAUUAAAGUUUAUUUGCACGAGCCAGAUCUGUGGGCGAAAUUUCAUGAUGUCUCCACAGAGAUGAUCAUCACCAAAGCUGGCCGACGAAUGUUUCCCAGCUACAAAGUGAAGGUAACAGGCUUAAACCCCAAAGCAAAAUAUAUCUUACUGAUGGACAUUAUUUCAGCCGACGAGCAUCGUUAUAAAUUUGCAGAUAACAAAUGGUCUAUCAGUGGUAAAGCUGAGCCGGCGAUUCCAGGGCGACUAUACGUUCACCCAGACUCUCCGGCUUCAGGAGCUCACUGGAUGAGACAGCUCAUCUCUUUCCAGAAACUCAAACUCACCAACAACCACCUGGACCCUUUCGGACAUAUCAUUUUAAAUUCCAUGCAUAAAUACCUGCCUCGGCUGCACAUUGUGAAGGCAGACGAGAGGAACAGCUUUGGCUCCAGCAAUACAAGUUUCUGCACACACUCAUUUCUUGAGACAACCUUCAUCGCUGUAACUUCCUACCAGAACCACACAAUAACUCAGCUGAAGAUUGAAAAUAAUCCGUUUGCUAAAGGUUUCCGUGGAAAUGAUGAUAUCGAAUUGCAUCGCAUGUCCCGUACACCAAGUAAGGAGUAUCCACUUGUACCACGUAGUACUGCAAGGCAACAUGUAUCUCCACCCUCUCCUAACUCCUGUCUCUCUCGGUCAGAAUACACUUUGACACAAAAACCCAGUCCUGGCUACACCUGCUCUGAUAUUUCAGCUGACCACACCCUCAAUGAAACCCCUCCCACUCAUGAUCCCACCUACCACCUCUUCACCUACCAGCUCUCUCCGGAGGUGACCCCUGAUCACAGUGCCUCCUGCAGUAUGGACACCACACAGCACCAGCCUUGCAUGUAUGGAAGCUCUCAGGCGGGCUUGGAGGACCUCAGGUGGGCAUCGUAUACAGACAGCACAACUUACCAAAGCUUUUCUUCAGCUAAAGAAAUGGGUGGGACAUUUUGUCCCUCCACUGACCUCUCUCAGGAACUGUAUCCACAAUACACCUGUGAGGUGGGUGUCCAGUCACACUGCCUGAUGACUGAUUUCUCGCUUUAUGGUUGCAAUCGAUCAUUUAGCCAAAACCAACAACCAAACAGCUGGUGCGGGGGGAGCUGAGCAAGGGUGUCUAGUGUGUGUGUGUGCGUGUAAGAGAGAGAGAGAGAGAUAGAGAGAGAGAGAAAGAGAAGGAAAAGAAGGAAAAAGAGUCUGUGGUAAUGUUCUCAUAACUUUAUCCUGAAAUCACAAGUUUGCAUCGGUUUUGCUUCACAGUUUCUACCUUGUUGUGACUGAUGUCUGGCAAACCAAAAUUAUAUAUAUUAUAAUUUAUAUAUAUAAUUUAGAUAUAUUAUAAUGUAUAUCAGUUCUGCUGUAUCAUCAAAAUAAUAAAAUUCAACAAAUUGUAAUAUAACUACAAUUGUUAUUUCACAUAAUAUUCUAAAUAUUUGUAUACAUUUUGUUAAUUUUUUAUAAUUUUAUAUAUACUUUUUAGAAUAAUAUUUUAUUAUUUGCUGAUGCUUUUUGUCUUUAACAUAAAUGAAAAUAUAAUAAAUUAAUAAGAUAAUAAAAAAUUUAAAAGAAAGUUUCCAGUUAUGACAGCUGGAAUUUUACAGCCGGAAGAACCUUUUUUUUUUUUUUUUUACAAUUUUAACACUGAUAUGUAUGAACUUAUGACACAUUAACAACAACAAAAAAGCUUUAUUUUAACAGCAAAGAUUUGACUAAUCCUACAAUUUUUAUUUUUUUUUGCGUUCACAAUCACUGUGGAGCAAGUGGAAACUAAUGGAGUUUCAGGAUAAAAAUGAGAGAUUUUCAUUUAAAAUAGACAAACAAAACAUUUAAUUUCCUCUUAUCUGAACCCAGUGAUGAACCUUUGCACGUCCCUUGCAUCUUCAAUGAUAUGUGUAUGAGAUUUUGAGUACAUGUGUAUCAAAUAUCUUCUGGUAAAAAUGUGUGAAUCUCUGUUACCAUUACCACAGGAAAUGUUUUAUUUCAUUAAGAUAAAACUACAGCAGGAAUUUAAAAAAAUUAGGAAAAGGUUAAGGAGUUGGCUUGUUUUAUUAUCUGUGAAGAUUUAGGGAAAAUUCCCUUUUUUACUAUUUGUCUUUGGAAUGCUUUUGGACAAACACUAACAAACCCAAAAGCAAGAUUUAAGACUCUCAGACCUCCUUUCAAGCUAAACACGUACAUGCGCUAACUUCAGAUGGGGGUCCUUAGUUUGUUUAUUCUUGUUCUAUUAUGAUGAGAAAAGGGAAUGCUGGGUACUGCACGUGUCAGAGUCUGUUAAGGGUGCAGUGAUGUUACGAAUCCUGUCAUGGCCCAAGGCAAGAGACACAGAGAGAGAGACAGAGAGGAGGGGAGGCAUCAGAUGGACAUUUAUUUAUAGACACACCGUGCAACAGGACUUUCAUGAGUGAAAUAUGGUCAUUUUAAAGAAAGUUUUGAAUGUUGUGAAAUACUUGCUUUGAUUAUUUAUAAUGAACAAUUUAUUGAUUUUGAGUUCACAAACUGUGUUUGCUGAUAUUUAUUUGUAAAACGUUUUAUUAUAUUUAUUGAGCAGCUUGUUUUACCCUGACAAAUGUAGAGCUUCUGUGUUUUGUGAAGGUGUUUUCUGAAACUUGUUUAAAUGUGAGGCUGAAAUAAAAUGGUAA
Molecule: messenger RNA, 3294 nt
Organism: Carassius gibelio (silver crucian carp)
Lineage: Eukaryota; Metazoa; Chordata; Actinopteri; Cypriniformes; Cyprinidae
Product: T-box transcription factor TBX5-like
Exons: 9
Coding region: 476-1762 (428 amino acids)
Biological process (GO): cell fate specification; pattern specification process; regulation of transcription by RNA polymerase II
Cellular component (GO): nucleus
Molecular function (GO): DNA-binding transcription factor activity, RNA polymerase II-specific; RNA polymerase II cis-regulatory region sequence-specific DNA binding
Source: RefSeq, a predicted model, not a curated record